AUGAAGGCGAGCAACCUGAGGAACAUUCUCAACCCGCUCGAUCAGCAGCAUCUCAAUGCGGAAUAUACCACGGUGCCAGCGCGAACAACGACUUUUGGAGCAGCAACUACGACGACAACACCGGCGGCGGCGGCGGCGGCGGCGGCAGCAGCGGCAGUGGCAGCGGCAGUAGCGAGCAGGAAUACGCUGUCUACCGCGGCCCCGAGGACUCUGGUCGGUCUCAACGACGGCCGGCCAUCGACAGCAGCAUCUGCAGCAACAGCAAUAACACCAUCGUCAUCUGGUUCGGCAUUUGCCGCACCGCCGCACCGCUUCCCGUCACGAGAGGACAGAUCCAUAUCUCCACGCAUACUCCCCCAGGGCACGCAGGAAUGGGAACGGCAGAGGCUUCUUCCCGCCAUCAAUGGGCUAAGCACGCCACACGCAAGCCCCCGAGUCCUGCCGCUUCCCAGGGACAUUGCGGUACAGCAGCAGCAGCAGCAGCAGCAACAACAACAAUCUCCCGCCAGCAGCCGAAGCCUCUCCGUCACAACUCCACAGGCUCGCCUCCCGAAGCAGGAAUUCUCCCAGCAGCAACAGCAGCAGCAGCAGCUGGCCCUGCCAGCCGGCUCAUCUCCAUGGAGCAGCACAGGGCACGGGGCCACUCCACGCCGUCUUCUGUCCCCCUUUGGUGGCGAUCUCACGGCACAGGGUACCCCCUCGCCCUUUUCCAGCCGCGCCAUGUCGCAGCCCCUCGACCGGCAGCAGCCGCUAGCUCUAGCCGCCACAUCGACCAACGCCAGCAGCACCAGCAGCAUCGGGAGCAGCGACAGCAGCAACGGCACCAGCAACAACGCCGCAGCCGCAGCCGUAGUUUCCGCAUUCCCCAGCACCACCACCACCACCACCCGAGGCCGUCCACCGCUGUACAGCCGCGGGUUCUGGAUACGGGACCAAGACGGACGGGAGCCUGUCAUCUCCAUACCGCUGGGCGGAGGCGGCGGGGUGGUGGGCAGCAGCAGCGGCGGCGGUGGCGGAGGAGGAGGAGGAGGAGUGGUGGGCGCCAUCGAGUGCACGGUGGACCUGAAGCAGGGCUCGGCGGCGGCGGACGCCAAGCGCAGGCGGGACGCGCGGGCGGCGCAGCGCUGCCGCGACCGCAAGCGCAUGCACAACCUCAAGACGGAGCAGGAGCUGGCCCGGUGCCAGCGCCGCGUCGCCCAGCUGUCGCACGAGCUCGACCAGCUGCGCAGGCGCAACAAGCUCCUGCUGGAUAUGAUGCCGCCAGGGAUGCGGGAGGACGCCGAGCGGGCCGCCUCGCCCGUGACUACGCUUUUUCCGGAUGAUUAA
Molecule: messenger RNA, 1326 nt
Organism: Pyricularia oryzae 70-15
Lineage: Eukaryota; Fungi; Ascomycota; Sordariomycetes; Magnaporthales; Pyriculariaceae
Exons: 1
Coding region: 1-1326 (441 amino acids)
Biological process (GO): regulation of transcription by RNA polymerase II
Cellular component (GO): nucleus
Molecular function (GO): RNA polymerase II transcription regulatory region sequence-specific DNA binding; DNA-binding transcription activator activity, RNA polymerase II-specific
Source: RefSeq, a predicted model, not a curated record